AUGGAUACGAUACAGAUAUUUAUAUUCAUAUUUGGAGGUACGUUAUCAGUAACUAAUACUGUAAAAGUAAACAAGGAAGGAAUUUUUACUGAUCCGUCUUUAAUCACCGUACUUUUAGAGAAAAUUUUAAGACUUGGACAAGAAUCAUUAAACGAUGAUGAAAUUUCAUUUAAAUUUAAUAAAGGAACCAGAUUCAAGUGUAGGAGGCCAUAUCUUGAGGAAAUUGUAAGAACGAAACUUAUCGAAUUAAGACCUUAUCUACAAGACGAUAGUUUCGAUGAAUCAAAUCAGGAAAAUAAUCUUACACUUAAAGGUAAUGACGAGACGACAAUUAUAGAAUUUGUACCCGACGACAAAGACAAUUUUAGAGAUAAACCCUUCAAAAAAGAUAUAAAAAAUUAUAACAACUUAAGAAAAAGGAUACAUAAAGCUUUACUUACGGAAUCUGUUUCUGAUGAAACGAUUGACCUAGUCAUUCAGACUUUGGAUGAUAUGAUAGCUAGCAUGAUUGAAAAUCAAUGUUCUUGGAAAUACGAUAGUGGAAAAGAAAAGAUUUUAAGAGGAAGUAGUAAUAAUAUUAUGAAUUUUUCGGAAAUCCCUGAAACUUGGAAUAUAGAGUGGAAGAAAAUCAAGGAGAAAUAUUUAGAUUUAUUUAAUAACAAUACUUCAAUGCCCCCGGAUAGUUUAAGUAGAGGAGUUAGAUCACUUUUAGAAAAAAUACCGUCUUUUUUCUCAAAAAUUCUAAAAAAUGGAGAAAUGCUGACGAAGCAGUACAAUUUUAAAUGUCAAAAAGGAAACCGCGAUAGUGAAAACGUAGUUAAUUCUUUACUUCCAGGUGUAAAGAAAGACACGCGAAAGCUACUAGGCCUACAUAACAAGUUUAGUAACAUUGUAACACAUCGAAAUAGUCUCGUAUGUAGAAAGGAUAUUCAAAUAUGUACAGAAGAACUAAAACGUUUCCUUCUAUAUAUUUAUAAGUACAUUAAUAGUGUAACUGCGAAAGUUUUAAACGAUUACAUAGAAAUGUAUAAAAUAGAAGUAAAUACGGAAGGAAAAUCUUACAAUAAAGGUACCGUAUUACGAUUAAGAGAGGUAAACCAUGAAAUCGGAAAUUUAGUCUGUAACACAUUUACCGAGAAAAUCCGCCGUUUGAAAAUAGACAAGGGAAUAAUUUCUAAUCCUAGCACUAAAUCUCUGAAAUUUUUUAUAAAAGAUAUUGUUGACAAUGUGAAGUUACAUACAAACAAAUCUCUACACAAGAAGUUUGAUUCUAGAAAUUCAAAGUUAAAAGAAAAUAUCAUAAGAGAUAUUGAGGUGAACAUGAAAAUCGAAUUAGAACGUUUAGUGAAUGAGCUUUAUAAAACAAUUUGCACGACAUUUAAAACUUGUAAUAGCAGAUAUAUAGUUAAAAAUUCUCGACGAGGGCACAGUGAUCGUAACAGCGUAUAUGUCAAAGUACAUUUGACAUCUGACGAUGAAUUAAAAAAUGAUCUGAACCAAAAAUCUAGACGUAUGUUAGGUUUAGGUGCAACUGAAAUAAAUAAAAUAAGGGUUUCAAGAACAACAUUAAAAAUUCAAAAUCCCACUGUCUAA
Parnassius apollo (apollo) is the source of this 1593-nucleotide messenger RNA. NCBI's taxonomy places the organism in Eukaryota, Metazoa, Arthropoda, Insecta, Lepidoptera, Papilionidae. The record is from the annotation of a GenBank genome assembly.